AUGAAAAAAGACUGUAACAAUUCAAAAUUCAGGAAACAUGGAAUUCUCUUUAGCAUCCUAGACCAAAAACGUAAACGUCACGCAGUGCACAGGAGUUAUUCAGGGAUGCACAGCUGUCAAUGUGAGCGUUUAGUGUGCUUAAGAGACCCCGAGACCACCUGUACCACCGCUUUUAUGGUCCUGAUGAAAACUUUUCACUUUAUGAAGAAUUUACCUUCAUUCCAACAUCUGCCGGUUAAUGAUCGCCUCAUUCUUCUUCACAGCCAUUGGGUACCACUCUUUAUUCUAGGACUCGCUCAAGAGCGCUUCUCCUUUGAGGUGCAGGACUUCCUUGCUGCCAGCAUCCUCAGAAAUAUACUGCUGAAUAGCCCAGAGAGAAACCACCGCUAUCUACCCACCCUGGCAGAAGUCAGCAAGCUCAAGUCUUUCCUAAAGACACUCUGGAGCCUAGACCCGAGUAUAAAAGAGUAUGCGUAUAUCAAGGGUGCCAUAUUAUUCAAUCCAGGUGUUCCCGGGCUGCAGAGUUCAGCAGUAAUAGCAGAACAUCAUGAGGAGCUGGAGAGAGCUCUGCUCCCGGUUAAUGUUACAGGACACCCCAGAGAUCAGCACAGAUUCACAGACAUCCUGACCACAGCCAGCUCUCUACAGACAGAGGCUCAAAGCCUGGUGACAGAACUCUUUAUCAGACCCAUCACAGGCCAAAUUCAUCUCCAACAACUCUUCAAUGAUGUUUCACAAUAA
Paramisgurnus dabryanus is the source of this 741-nucleotide messenger RNA. It is a transcript of the gene nr0b2b, whose product is annotated as nuclear receptor subfamily 0, group B, member 2b. Gene Ontology annotation, cellular component: nucleus; cytoplasm. Gene Ontology annotation, biological process: negative regulation of transcription by RNA polymerase II; circadian rhythm. Gene Ontology annotation, molecular function: transcription corepressor activity; transcription factor binding. The record is from RefSeq and is a predicted model, not a curated record. Lineage: Eukaryota; Metazoa; Chordata; Actinopteri; Cypriniformes; Cobitidae.